Babesia sp. Xinjiang is the source of this 618-nucleotide messenger RNA. RefSeq names its product ATP-dependent Clp protease proteolytic subunit 2 (gene clpP2). The coding region runs from base 1 to 618 and encodes 205 amino acids. Gene Ontology annotation, molecular function: serine-type endopeptidase activity; ATP-dependent peptidase activity; ATPase binding. The transcript has 2 exons. Gene Ontology annotation, cellular component: endopeptidase Clp complex. The record is from RefSeq and is a predicted model, not a curated record. Gene Ontology annotation, biological process: protein quality control for misfolded or incompletely synthesized proteins. Lineage: Eukaryota; Apicomplexa; Aconoidasida; Piroplasmida; Babesiidae.
AUGAUGCCUAUAGGCAUUCCUUUGGUACAGUACAAGGUGCCAGGAUCGCGGCGCACUGAAUGGGAGGAUAUUCACACCAGGCUUUACAGGGAACGUAUACUCUUUGUCAGCCAGCCGCUUGAAGACAACUACACGAAUUUGUUAAUCAGCGCACUUUUGUGCUUGGACAACGAAACAACGGAAAAACCAAUCACAUUGUAUAUAAACAGCCAAGGCGGUCCAAGCACUGCAGGCAUUGCACUCUACGACGCUGUAAAACACUUGAAGUCGAAAAUUGCCACCAUAAACAUAGGAUUCUGCGGUGCGACGGCGUCCCUUCUAUUGGCAGCAGGGACACCUGGUAUGCGAGCAGGUCUCCCGCAUUCUAGGGUGCUGAUGCAUCAGCCUUCGGGAGCGCUACAGGGUUCGGCUGAACAGAUCAAAAGCGAAGCCAAGCAUCUGUUAGAUAUCAAGCGCACAUUGCAGGACUUAUACAGCCAAGUAACUAAGCGACCUCUCGAGCAGAUCACUGUUGAUUUAGAACGUGCAAAUUUCAUGUCUGCAGAAGAAAGUAUGCAGUAUGGUUUUAUAGAUCGUAUACUAAAUCCAACUGACGUGGAAGACAGGUUGCCAAGAUAG